ACUAAACGGUUUGUUUUGAAUUUUUGUUUUAUUGUUUUGAAAAAUUCAAUACGGCACGCGACUAUUAAACAAGUGACACUUAAAUAUACGUUUAAUCGUUUAAUGUGUGGUGGAUUGUUUUUUGUUGAAAUCUGCAAAACUAAAUACAAAAUUUAUUGAUAAUCAAAGAAGACUUUAAAAGCAAAGAAAAUAUUAUAAACAACUAAAGAAUUUAUUUAACAAGAAGAAUUAUGUAUCUUGUGCAAAUUGAGAUGAAAACAAAGAAAUUAUAAAAGUGUUAAAAAAAACAAAAAUAAUAAUAAAAUAUUUUUAAAAUUCCUUGAAUGCUAUGCAAAUUAGAAAAUGAUAAAAUUGUCAUUUUAAAUAGAGUAAAAAAAGUGACUAGAAUGUUCCUUGAAGUUAAAUAAGACAAAUGUUUGUUUUACAAAAGAAAUAAUUUAAUAAAAAUUAAACAACAAUUGGCAAUAAUAAUAACAACAAUUUUUGAUAUUAAAAAAAAACUCAACAGUUCAGUGACUAUUUAGUUCCCUCCCUUCAAAAAACCAUCACUAUUAUCAUCAUUAUUACUAUAACCAGUCAUCGACAGGCAACCAACGUUCGUUCGUCUAUCGUUUCAUAAUUCUGUUUAUUAUCAAUUGUAAAACUAAAAACUACAACAACAACAAAAUCAACAACAAAUAAUGAUUGUGGACAAGAAGGGCCAGCAGGCAGCACUGGCAGAAGAUUUCAAUCAAAUCAAUUUAAAUAACAUAAAUUUAAAUAUUACAACAACAACAACAACAUCAACAACAACUUCCACAAAUACUGAAGCAAUUGAAGAUUUAGCUAUAAUAACAACAAGAACAACAGUGCAACAUUCACAAUACAAAAAUCAAACCAAGUCCAUGGCUCAAUCACCUAUCAAUAAAAGGCGUCACACUGCCUUGCCUCAUUCAUUGAUUAUGAAUCAAACCCAACAACAACAACAGCAACAUCAUUCCCACUCGACUGCACAAAACCAUAUCAUAGAGGAAUUAAUCGAUUUAGAAUUAUUGGAAACUAAACCGAUUUUAAGAAAAUCUUUAUCAACACCCGCCUUUAAUGCUUUAGAAACUCAACAUCCGCUUAAAAGUGAAGUUACUAUAAUAAUCAAUCAUAAUCAUCAUCAACAGCAGCAGCAGCAGCCGCAACAGCACCAAAAACAACAACAUCAUCAUCACCAGCAAUCGCUGCAGCAACAACAACAUAAACAUCAUCAUCAUCAUAAUCAACAUCAUUGUCAAGUGCAUACAAAAAACAUGAUUAAUUUAAAUAAUCACAAAUCAACGAUUUCAAAUAAUAAUUGCAACAACUUAUCAGCCACUAAAACUACAACAACAUCGAAUAAUAACAAUAAUAAUGCCACAACAACAAUAGCUAAUAAUAAUUCUAAUUCUUCCUCCUCAUCAUCAUCGCCGCCAGAUACAACAACAACAACAUCAUUAAAUCAACGUUUAGGUUGUGCUCAUUAUAAACGUCGCGCUAUGUUUGUGACUCCCUGCUGUAAUAAAUUCUACAAAUGUCGAUUUUGUCACGAUGAAAAUGAAACGCAUCAUUUUGAUCGCAAAACCUUAACCGAACUGAUCUGCUCAGAAUGUAAUACCAGACAAAAGGUACAAGAACGUUGUCAAAAUUGUGGCAUACGUUUUGGAAAGUACACCUGCUUGAUCUGUAAUCUCUUUGAUGAUUCCAAUAAACGUCAAUAUCAUUGCGAUCAGUGUGGCAUUUGUCGCAUUGGUGGCCGAGAGAAUUUCUUUCACUGUAAAGUCUGCAAUAUGUGUUUACCCAUACAAUUGAAAAUUGAUGGCCACAGGUGCGUAGAAAAUAUAUCACGUUCUCACUGUCCUGUGUGCCUUGGCGACAUACAUACCUCACGCAUUCCAUGUCACAUUCCUGACUGUGGUCAUCUACUGCAUAAAAUGUGUUUUGAUCAGCUCUUAACCUCAGGCCAUUAUACAUGUCCCACGUGUCAGACAUCACUAAUAGAUAUGACAGCAUUAUGGGAGUAUUUAGAUGCCCAGGCUGAAUUAAUGCCCAUACCUAAGAAAUAUGAAAAUCAAAGAAUACAUAUAUUUUGUAAUGAUUGUCAUAAGACUUCCAAAACAAAAUUCCAUUUUAUUGGUUUAAAAUGUGUUAACUGUGGCGCUUACAAUACCACGCAGGAUGUUAAGAGACGUAUGUCUCUGGUUACAGAUGAAUCCACGUCUGCCUGACAUUUGGUGUUUUCAAAAGCUUCUGUACUAAAGACGUCUACAAUGCAUAAAUUGAAAAACUUAAUAUUUAGUUUAUUUGAAAAUAUAUUCUAAUUGGUUUUUCUACAGGA
Messenger RNA from Lucilia cuprina (Australian sheep blowfly), 2341 nucleotides. It is a transcript of the gene Rchy1, whose product is annotated as transcriptional repressor NF-X1 homolog. The transcript is spliced from 7 exons. Gene Ontology annotation, biological process: protein ubiquitination; ubiquitin-dependent protein catabolic process. The record is from RefSeq and is a predicted model, not a curated record. Bases 681 to 2231 code for a protein of 516 amino acids. Gene Ontology annotation, molecular function: zinc ion binding; ubiquitin protein ligase activity. Gene Ontology annotation, cellular component: nucleus. NCBI's taxonomy places the organism in Eukaryota, Metazoa, Arthropoda, Insecta, Diptera, Calliphoridae.